AUGCAGGGCCUGUCGGUUGGCGAGGGGGAGCGGCAGCAGGACGGCACUGCAGCAGCAGCGGCAGCGGCGCCGUCGCCACCGCGGCGGCCCCUCAGCGACUACCGCCCAGAGGGCGAGCUGGCGGCGGCGUGCGCCUCGGCUGCCGCGGCGGAGGGGGCCGGGGGCGGCGCCAGGCCGCGGCUGCACCUGGUUGUGCUGGGUCACGUGGAUGCGGGGAAGAGCACGCUGAUGGGGCGCAUGCUGUUCGAGCUGGGCCUGGUGCCCGACAAGGCGGUGCACAAGACGCAGCGGGAGGCGGCUGCCAGCGGCAAGGGCUCCUUUGCUUGGGCCUGGAUGCUGGAUGAGCGGCCCGAGGAGCGGGCCAGGGGCGUGACGGUGGAUGUGGCGGUGACGCGGUUUGAGACGCCGGGGCGCAAUGUGACGCUGCUGGAUGCGCCCGGCCACCGAGACUUUGUGCCCAACAUGAUUGCAGGGGCGGCACAGGCGGAUGCGGCGCUGCUGAUUGUGGAUGGCUCGCCGGGCAGCUUUGAGGCUGGGUUUGAGGCGGCGGCGCCGGGCAGCCCCGCAGGCGGCGGACAGACGAGGGAGCACGCUCAGCUGGCGCGCAGCCUGGGCGUGGAGCAGGUGGCUGUGGUGGUGACCAAGCUGGACACAUGCGGCUUCAGCAGGGAGCGGUUCGACCUUAUACGGGCGCAGCUGGAGCCCUUCCUGCGGACCUGCGGCUUCCGGGAGGCCGCUGUGCAGUGGCUGCCCGCUGUGGGCCCCACCGGCGACAACCUGGUCAAGCCGGCCGCCGACCCUCGCCUGGCGGCGUGGUGGCGAGGGCCCACCCUGGCGCAGGCCAUCGACGCCUUCAGCCCCACCCACCGCCUGGUGGAGAAGCCGCUGCGGCUGCCAGUGUCGGACGUGGUGCGCGGCGGCAAGGCGGGGGUGACGGUGGGCGGCAAGCUGGAGGGCGGCGCGCUGCGCGUCGGCAGCAGGGUGGCGGUCAUGCCCUCGGGGCAGCAGGCUGCCGUCAAGGCCCUGGAGGUGGAUGGCAAGGCGGCCAGCCUGGCGCGAGCUGGCGACAGCGCCGAUGUCACACUGGCCGGCAUCGACACCACCGCAGUGGGCCCCGGCUCGGUGCUCUGCCACCCAGACUUUCCUGUGCCGCUGGUGGCCAAGUUUGAGGCGCGGGUGGUGGUGCUGGAUGUGGCGGUACCCAUCCUGCGGGGGCAGCAGGUCACCAUACAUGCACACACAGCGCGGGAGAGCGGCCACAUCAGCGGGCUGGUGUCCCUGCUCAACGGCAAGACGGGGGAGGUGCAGCGGGCGCGGCCGCGGUGCCUGCUCAAGGGCCAGUCGGCGGUGGUGGAGGUGACCCCCGCGCGCCCGCUCUGCCUCGAGUGCUACUCUGACUACCGAGCGCUGGGGCGGGUGGCGCUGCGCGACGGCGGCCGCACCAUCGCGGUGGGCGUGGUCACGGGCUGCACGCCACGGGAGGCGCCUGGGCAGUGA
Messenger RNA from Chlorella variabilis, 1497 nucleotides. RefSeq lists its product as hypothetical. The coding region runs from base 1 to 1497 and encodes 498 amino acids. Lineage: Eukaryota; Viridiplantae; Chlorophyta; Trebouxiophyceae; Chlorellales; Chlorellaceae. Gene Ontology annotation, molecular function: GTP binding; GTPase activity. The record is from RefSeq and is a predicted model, not a curated record. The transcript has 10 exons. Gene Ontology annotation, biological process: translation.